Molecule: messenger RNA, 2649 nt
Organism: Knipowitschia caucasica
Lineage: Eukaryota; Metazoa; Chordata; Actinopteri; Gobiiformes; Gobiidae
Source: the annotation of a GenBank genome assembly
AUGGUGGGAGGGGGUGGGGGGGGGGGGUUGUGUGUGUUGGUGGGGGGUGGGGGGGGGGGGGGAUUUGGGUGUUGGGGGGGUGGGGUUGUGUUUGUGGGGGGGGGGGGGGGGGGGGGGGGUGGGUUUGGGGGGAGGUGGUUGUUUGGGGUGGUAAGGGGGGGGGGGGGGGGGGGGGGGGGUUGGGGUGGUGGGGGGUGUGGGGUGGGGGGGGGGGUUGUGGGUGUAUGGUGUUGUUGGGGGUGUUUGGGUGGGGGUUGGUUUUGGUUUGGGGGGGGGGUUGGGUGGUGGGGGUUGGGGGGUUUUAUGUGUUGUUGGUGUGGAGUGGGGGUGGGGGGGGGGUUGGGUGGGGGGGGGUUGGGGGUGGUGGUUUUGGGGUUGUGGUGGGUGGUUUUGUGUGGAGAUGGGGGGUGGGGGGGGGGGGGGUGGGGGUGUUGGGGGGGGGGUGUGGGGGGGUGGGGGUGGGGUGGUUGGUGUGUUUUGGAGUUGGUGUGGGGGGUGGGGUUGGGGGGGGGUGAGGGUUGGGGGGGUUUGGGUGGGGGGUAUGUGGUGUGGUGGGGGAUUGGUUUGGGUAGGGGGGUGUGGGUUGAUUGUGGGUGUUGGGUGGGGUUUUUUGGUUUGUUUUUUAGUGGGUGGGGGGGUGUGGGGGGGUUGGUGGUGGGGGUUGGGUGGGGGGUUGGGUUUGGGGGGGUGUUGGGGGUGGGGGUGGUGGGGGUUGGUGGGGUGUGGGGUGGGGUUGGGGUUGGGUUGUGUGGGGGGGGGGGGGGGUGUGGGUGGGUGGGGUGUGGUGUUGGGGUGGGGGGGGGGUGUGGGGGGGGUUGGGGUUGGGGGGGGGGUGGGGUGGGGUGGUGUUGGGGGGUGGUUGUGUGGGGGUGGGGGUGGGUGGGGUGGGGGGUGGGUGGUGUUGGGGGGGGGGUGGGGGUUGGGGGUUGGUGGGGGGGUUGUGUGGUUUGUGGUUUUUGGGUGGGGUGGGGUUUGGGUGGGUUUUUUGGUUGGGGUGGUGUGGGGGGGGGGGUGGGGGUUGGGUUGGGGGUGGGGGGUUGGGGGGUGGGGUGGGGUGUUGGGGGGGGGGGGUGGGGGGUGGGGGGGGUUGUUGGUGGGGUUGUGGUGGGGUGGUUUGGUGGGGGGGGGGGGGGGGGGGGGUGGGGUGGGGGGGGGUGGGUGGGUGGGGGGGGGGGGGUUGUUGGUGGUGGUGGUGGGGGGGGGGGGGGUGGUGGGUGGGGGGGGGGUUGGGGUGGGUGUUUGGGGUGGGGGGUGGGGUGUUUUGUGUGGGGGGGGGGGGGGGUGGGGUGGGGGGUGGGGGGUGUGGUGGGGGUUGUGGGGAGUGUGGGUGGGGGGGGGGGUGGGGGGGUGGUGGGGGGGGGGGGGGGGUGGGGGGUGUGUGGGGGGGGGGGGGGGGGUGGUGGGGGGGUUUGGUGGGUGGGGUUGUGGUGUGUGGGUGGGGUUGGUGUGGGGGUGUUUGGGUGUUGUGGGGUGGUUGGGGGUGGGGGGGGUUUUUUGUUGGGGGGGUGGGGGUGGGUGGGGUGUUGGGGGGGGGGUGGGGUGGUGGGGGGGGGGGUGGUUGGGGUUGGGGGUGGGGGGGGGGGGUGUGGGGUGGGGGUGGUGGGGGGGGGGUGGUGUGGGGUGGGGGUGGUGUGGGGUGUUUGUGUGGGUGUUGGGUGGGGGGGUUGUUGUGUUGGGGGGUGGGGUGGUGGGGUUGUGUUGGGGGGGGGUUGGGGGGGGGUGGUGGUGGGUUGGGGGGGGUGGGGGUGGGGGGUGGGGGGGGGGGGGGGUGGGGGUUGGUUGGGGUGGGGGGGUGGGGUGUGGGAGGGUGGGGGGGUGGUGGGGUGGUGGGUGGGAUGUGGUGGGGGGGUGGGUGUGUGUGGUGGGGUGGUUGUUGGGUGUGUGGGGUGGGUGUGGGGUGUGGGGUGGGGUGGGGGGUGUGUGGGGUGGUGGGGUUGGGGGGGGGGGGGGUGGGGGGGGUGUGGGGGUGGGGGGGGGGGGGGGGGGGGUUGGUGUGUGGGGUGGGUGGGGGGGGGGGGGGGGGUGGGGGGGGGGGGGGUGGGGGGGGGGUUUGGGUGGGUGGGGGUGGGGUGUGGUGUGGGGGUGUGUGUUGUGGGUAUAGGUGGGUGGGGGAAGGGGUUUUUGGAAGGUGUAGGGUUUGGGGGUGUGGUGGUUGGUUGGGGUGGUGGGUGGGGGGGGGUGGGGGGGGGGGUUGGGGGGGGGUGGGGUGUGGUGGUUGGGGGGGGUGGGGGUUGGGGUGGGUGGGGGGGGGGUUGUGGGGGGGGGGGGGGGUGUUGUGGUUGGUGGUGGGGGGUUUGUGGGUGUGGGUGGGUUGGGGGGUGGUUGUGGGGUGGGGUUGAGUUGGUUGGGGGGUGUUUGGUUUUUGUGUUUUUGAUUUUUCGUGAUUGGGUUGUGGUGUGGGUGUGGGUUGUGGGGUGUUGGGUUGGGGGUUUAAGUUAUUGGAUGGUUUGGUGGAGGGUGUUUUGUUGGUUUUGUGGUGUGUGUGGGUGGUUAUUUGUGUGUGGGUUUGUUUUGUGGUGUGGUUGGGUGUUUUUUGGGUGUGGGGUAGUGGUGUGUUGGGGGGGGGGGUUGUGUGGUUUUUUUUGGGUGGUGUGGGGUGGGGGUGGGUUGGUUUUGGUGUUGGGGUGGUGUUGUGGUGGUGGGUGGUAG